AUGACCGGGGAGAAGAUCCGCUCCCUGCGCAAGGACCACAGGCCGAGCAAGGACGAGGACCUCCUGGAGCCGGACGAGGAGGCUGCCACCGGGACCUUCGCCGCCUCCAAGACCAGCAGCAAGAGCCGAGCGAGUAAAAUCUUCAGCAAUCACAAGUUGAUCAAGUCGUCGUCCACGCAGCAGCAGCAGCAGCAGAACCAGCAGAUUAACGCCAACACGCUGUCAACAUCAGAUGUCAUCGAUGACAACAACAAGAACCCCAUCAUCCGAACCGGACAAGACUUCCCGGUGCACGAGUGCGUGUUUAAAGGAGAUGUCCGCCGCCUGUCCUCGCUCAUCCGGACGCAGAACAUCGCGCAGAAAGAUGUGCACGGAAACACACCGCUGCACCUCGCUGUCAUGAUGGGCAACAAAGAGUGUGCCCACCUGCUGCUGGCCCACAAUGCACCAGUGAAGGUGAAGAACGCACAGGGAUGGAGCCCCCUUGCAGAGGCCAUCAGCUACGGAGACCGACAGAUGAUCACGGCGCUGCUGAGGAAGCUGAAGCAACAGUCCAGAGAGAGUGUGGAGGACAAGAGGCCCAAGCUGCUGAAAGCCUUGAAAGAGCUUGGUGACUUUUACUUGGAGCUUCACUGGGACUUCCAAAGUUGGGUGCCUUUGCUCUCCAGAAUCCUGCCUUCAGACGCCUGUAAGAUCUACAAGCAGGGCAUCAACAUCAGAUUGGACACCACACUGAUAGACUUCACAGACAUGAAGUGCCAGCGCGGUGACCUCAGCUUCAUCUUCAAUGGAAAUGCCGUCCCCUCCGAGUCUUUUGUUGUUCUAGACAACGAACAGAAAGUUUACCAGCGGAUACACCACGAGGAGUCAGAGAUGGAGACAGAGGAGGAAGUUGACAUCCUGAUGAGCAGCGAUGUUUACUCUGCCACACUCUCCACCAAGUCCAUCACUUUCUCAAGGGCGCAGACUGGUUGGCUCUUCAGAGAAGACAAGACGGAGCGCGUGGGAAAUUUCCUGGCAGAUUUCUACUCUGUGAACGGCCUGGUCCUCGAGUCCAGGAAGAGACGCGAGCAUCUGAGCGAGGAGGACAUCUUGAGGAACAAAGCCAUCAUGGAGAGCCUGAGUAAAGGAGGGAACCUCAUAGAGCAGAACUUUGAGCCCGUGAGGAGACAAUCUCUAACCCCCCCAUCACCCAACACUAUAUCCUGGGAAGAAUACAUCAGUGCUGACAAUGGAAAAGCUCCUCAUAUAGGACGAGAGCUGAUCUGCAAAGAGAGCAAGAAAAACUUCAAAGCAACCAUCGCCAUGAGCCAAGACUUCCCUCUGGGCAUCGAAUCGUUGUUAAAUGUUCUGGAGGUGAUUGCACCCUUCAAGCACUUUAAUAAACUCAGGGAGUUUGUGCAGAUGAAGCUCCCCCCUGGUUUUCCUGUUAAACUCGACAUCCCGGUCUUUCCGACGAUCACGGCCACGGUGACGUUUCAGGAGUUUCGCUACGACGAGUUUGAGGAGACCGUUUUUACCAUUCCUAAUGAGUAUAAAGAAGACCCCAGCCGCUUCCCCGACCUUUAACCUCUCCACGCUGGGAAAGGAAACACAUUUACAACAAGGCAACAUUCUGCUACAAGACAUACUUUUAUAAAAAUACAAAACGAAAAACAAACGGCGAUAAUCGCUUCUUCACAGUUUAUAGAUUCCAUCGGACGUUCCAGACUCUGAUCACAAACCAACGAGCAGAGUUUGAUGAACAUGACGGAGCUGACAGAGACGUCAACACCUGAUGAGAGUGAGCGUCUCAUCAGUGAAAGGGCAAGUUGAGUGAGUGAGAGGUGAGUUUCCUGGUGACGGGGUGUGAGAAGACGACCAGCUCAGCUGAUUUGCCGUAGUCACGUCUGUGAGGGAUGUUUAUAAAUGACUGUGUUAAACUGACCUGUAGUGAAGCACUGAUGUUACUGUGUGACAUGUCGAGGAGGAAGUUCACUAAAAUUCAGUUUUUCAGCUUCUUUUCCUACUGAAGUAAAAAAAGAAAACUCUCAAGGUGCAAAGUCAUUUUAACUUUGUGACAUUAGAUGUAAAGGUCAACAACAUAAAACUGUACAUAAUCUAAUCCAGAUGUUUCAAACACAUGUGGGGGGGGAAUGAAAUCAUCUUUUUUUUUUACUCUCACUUCUUGAACAUCAUCAAAUGUAAAAGUUUUCCCAAAGAGAAACACUAAACAUUUAAGAUUCACAAAACUGAAAAUCUGUUCAAGUCGAUCUUUUACUGUUGUAGGUUACAAAAAUGGAAAUCGACGAUGAUUUUCAUGGGCAUGAAGUAGCAUCACUGACCUCCUGGGCACUGUUUAGAUCCACUACGGCGACUGUGCGUUCAGUUGAGUUCACUUUGUGACGCUCAACGCUAAGUUUGUUUCUAAAAAUAUUUUUAAUGGUACCACAGAUUUUUUUCUCUGUCUGAGCAGCGGCGAGCGUAAGUUCUGAUGUGCGAGCGUUUUGUUUCUGACUUCACUUUUUGUAAACUAUGUAACAAACGGACGUUGUACAGAUGUAAGACGUUAGGGAAUGAAUGACAACAACAUUCACGACAUUUUUACACUUAACAAGAACCAGGAUUUUUCCUCCUGCACAAUAAGUAAAUACACGUUUUAUUGCUUUUGUCUUUUUAUGUUUUCUCAUAAGUUGUGAGUUGUGGAAUAUUUUUUAGUGUAGCGUCACACAGGUCCAUUUAUUUGGUUUGUAAACAUGGUGGCAGUUGCUAUUUUUGUACAUAUUUGUGUUGUUUUAAAGAAAAUAUGAAAAAUCUUUAAUUCCUCCUGUCAUUCUUUUCCCGUGAUAAAUUUUACGAGCCUCCUUCAGAUGUGUGGAACCAAAAAUCCCCUCCCCCAUGUGAAAAGCACAAAGCACCGAGGUUCUUAGACAAGUGAGUUCUUAGAGGCGUUCACUGGAGGCUGGGGAAAACCACAGUGAGGUCUGUACCGGUGCUACUAUGGUUCAUGGUUCAUGGUUCAUCUUAAUGAAGUUGAAACAAAUGUUUGACGAUGUUCUUCUUGUUCUCUGGUUGUUCAGCAUCAACACAAAAGACCAACAUGCUUAUUUAUAUCCAUAUUCAGUGCAGCUGAAACUGUUGUAAAGGUCUGCAACACUAUUUUCAUAAAAAAUUUACUAAAAUAAAACUUCCACAUAUCUAACGGAAUUUGGACUCCAUGUUUUGUCACAUUCUCACAGUUGUGUCAGGAGGAGGACGUAGUUUGACAUUUUGGUAAAUGUGGUUUAUUGUAAUUAGAAGAUUGAGCUGACUGAUAAUCAUAUUCAUGUCAGUUUAAUGUGGAGCUACAGCUGAGACAUGAGGUGGUUUGAUGUUUGAUUACAUUUUCAAAUGGCACUUUAAAGUUCUACCAACACUUUGUAAUGCAGAAGAUAAUAACACUAUAUAGAAACCAGUAACAUUACUGUCAUGUGUACAUCGGUUAAUGUGUGUUACUCAAAUCUUUAAAGGUUUUUCAAAAUUAAAAUAGCUUUGUAACUAAGGUCAUGGUUCUCCUGAUUGAUGAAAUGUCACUAAUGUAGAAAGAACUUGUUUUAACAGGGUCUAGUUUAAAAGCUGUUGUAAUAACUAGGAUAAGGACAUCACAUAAAUAACUCAUUGGUGUAACGUGGUCACACACCCUCUAAUUCUGCAUUUCAAACAAGGGAAAUUCAUUUUAAGAUCCUCAUCAUUUACGCUCAAAUCUUGGUGUUGUGUGGACCGA
This is a messenger RNA of Paralichthys olivaceus (Japanese flounder), 3742 nucleotides long. Its product is annotated as ankyrin repeat domain-containing protein 13C. NCBI's taxonomy places the organism in Eukaryota, Metazoa, Chordata, Actinopteri, Pleuronectiformes, Paralichthyidae. Gene Ontology annotation, cellular component: cytoplasm. Gene Ontology annotation, biological process: protein retention in ER lumen. The record is from RefSeq and is a predicted model, not a curated record. Gene Ontology annotation, molecular function: signaling receptor binding.